This is a messenger RNA of Lates calcarifer (barramundi perch), 2072 nucleotides long. RefSeq names its product C-type mannose receptor 2-like. Lineage: Eukaryota; Metazoa; Chordata; Actinopteri; Centropomidae. The record is from RefSeq and is a predicted model, not a curated record. The transcript has 4 exons. The coding region runs from base 10 to 942 and encodes 310 amino acids.
AGAAGCCCCAUGAUGGAGAGGAUCUUGCUGUUUGUCUUGUUUCUGUCAGGCUGGAAGAUCUCCACCAGCCUUCAACAUCAGUACCACUAUGUGUCUGAUUCAAAGAACUGGACUGAAGCUCAGACCUUCUGCAGAGAGACAUACACAGACCUGGCCACCAUUGAAAACACUGAAGAAAUGAAGCAACUUAUCAACACAGUUUCAUCUGCUGGCUACAACUCUGAUGUCUGGGUUGGCCUGUACAGUAAGGUUGAGUGGAAGUGGUCCGAUGGAUACACAGGGAGUGGAGCUGAGUUUAGGAGCUGGGAAACUUCUGAUGAUGAACCAGACUUUGUUUCAGCCAAUCAGUUCUGUGUGAUCAUUGGAGGUGGAGGAGGAUGGUGGGAUGAUGAUUGCUCUUUGAAAUAUCCAUUGAUCUGUUACAGAGGAACACAGCUGGAGCCUGAAUAUGUUUUGGUGAAUGAAGCAAUGAAUUGGUCCAGCGCUCAGAGGCACUGCAGGGAGAACUUCAUAGACCUGGUCACUGUGAGGAACGACACUGAAAACACUGAGAUACAGAACCUGGUGCCAAGUGGAAACUGGGCAUGGACUGGCCUAUCUAGAGAUCCUAAUUUUUAUUGGUCUGAUCAGAGCAACUUCUCAUUCAGCAACUUGGAUAACACUGCAAACCUCAUUGGCUCUAUGAGAAUCAUAUGUGGUGUUGCAGCUCUGCACCGAUCAGGAAAAUGGAGGUUUUUGCCCUGUGAGAGAAGAUUACCAUUUGUCUGCCACAGCAUCCCUCCACCUCCAGUGAAGAGACAGGUAGUGAAGCUGAAGGAUGAAGGUGGAGGACUCCUCUGUGGAUCUGAACGACCCUGCUGUGAAAGCUGGCAUCCUGAAAAAGGCAAGUCUCCAACAUCCAUCCUGAAACACUUUAAAUGGUCACAUUCCUGUGCUCAGUGACAGCAGGCUAUAUGAAAGAUGACUUCCAACACGUAAUGUAGAUUUGGGCUAAUGUUUCAAAAUGGCUGCCAUCUGUGUUUCCAGCUCCAGGACAGACUGGAGGAGAAAGGAGAGAGUGGAGUCUCCCUGAAGUGGAGAGAGCAGCCUGAUGGGAAAGUCUUCCACAAGGAGGGAGAAAAGUCCUCAAAGGAGAAAACUGAGCUGUGAAACUGAGACAGCUACACUACACCAGCCUGUAGUUAUCAUACACAAUAUUUAACCAUAACCUGUUCAAAGUCUUUUCUUUCAUCCUCAGUAUCACUGUGUGAAAUGAAAACAUAAUGAGUGUGUAAACACACACUGUAUUUAAACCUGUGUAUCAGCUGAGCUCCUCAAAUACCUGUGUGUGACUUAAAGUACAGCAGCGCCCUCUUGUGUCUGACUGCAUAUAUUAUUGCCUGGUGUCUGGUAACAGAGAAACAGGAAAGUCAUGUUUUGUUGUUGACAAAAGAAGCGUAGAAAGAGUUCAAAUGUCUGUUCACAUCAAUUCAACAUCAAUCAUCAUUAAAAUAAAACAAAGUGAGGACAUACAGUGAGUUAACCUCCAACCAAUAUAUGACAUUCAUAACACUAUGUUGCACUUCUAUGACCAACUCUCAGCAUUUCAUGUCAAUGUACAUGAAAAGUAAACUAAUGAGUACAUGGGCACAAAUCUGCCUUUUUUUUCCAGACAACUUUCAAACUCAUUUAUUUCAAUGGAAACAUGUUUUCUGAGUGAAGCUCUACAUUCAUUAACAGAAGCAGAGUUGCAGGGAGGCAGGCUGGGGUGGAUGGUGGGUGUAUACAAAGACAUGACAUAUAUUUAAUUCCUUAUUUUUAUUUUAUUACUACUUUAAUGGCUAAACUUUCUCUACUGGUAUAUUCUUUUAAUGCUAUUAUAUCAUUUCAACCUUUGAAACCUGUUUGUUUUUUGUUUUGUUUUUGGUGUUUAUUUUCUACUAUAUUUUUUUUUCUAUAAGUAAUUGGUGGUUAACAUUCUUUCUUUAGGAGUUGUGAUUCUGUUUUGGACAGAAAACGUCAUUUGUAGCCUAAAGCAAUGACUUAUUCACUGUACUUAUCUUCCAUAUGUUACAAAUAAAGUUAGUUUGAAA